AUGGCAGCGUUCAGACCGCGUACGCCCCGUUCUAACACCAACACACCACCGUCCACUGGACCCAUUACCAAGGUAAGAGAACGAACUGCACGUUCCGUCCCAAUGUCUGCGGGAGGCGCAGCGGGAAGAGCAUCCCGCUCAUCACUGAGCGCAGGUACACCUGACUCCUUGAGUGACAACGAAUCUCUCGUCUCUGGAGGAUCUCGUCCAGGAUCACGGCCGGGAUCAAGAACCGGAUCAAAACCACCCUCAAGACAUGGAUCUAAUCUCUCUCUAGAUAGUACAGACGACUUUUCUACACCAUCUCGAAUUCCGAUGCGUAAAGUGACAAAUACGCGAGCAUCAUUAGCUCGCGCAGCUGCCACUGCCAAUAAACUCGGUGUUGCUACACCAAAUGGUAGUUCCAGACCUCGUACUCCUACUGGAUUAUUGACGCCCGCUAGUGGCAGACCUCGUACUCCUACUGGAUUAUUGACGCCCGCUAGUGGCAGAUCAAUGGACCCAAAUCUGACUCCAGGAGAUAAUUUAGCGCAGUGA
Arctia plantaginis is the source of this 537-nucleotide messenger RNA. NCBI's taxonomy places the organism in Eukaryota, Metazoa, Arthropoda, Insecta, Lepidoptera, Erebidae. The record is from the annotation of a GenBank genome assembly.